CUCGACAGGUGCAGCGUCAGCUUCAUCCUCUUCGACAAUGCGCUAAACGGCGAUUCUUACAUCCUAAUGUAACGCUCCUGAUCGCGAAUGUGAUGUGAUUGUUUCCAUCAGUGUUUAACCCAAUUAUCUUCAUCCUUCUCCUCCUCAUCAUCAUGUUCCCACGGGCGCAUCAUGUUCUUCUGUGCGCAGCUCUGCUCUGGGUCUCCAUCUCGGCCGGGGCGCGCUCUUCUCCAACAUCUGAGCUCAAAUCCCGGAUCUCCGGGGUGGAAGAGCUGCUAGAGGAGUUCCGCAAACAGCUGCAGCAAGAUGAGCCGGGCUCCCGGGAGCAGGAGGGUGACGGAGACCGCUGCGUCGCAAGCUUCAGGGCGGCGGAGUCGCGCAUCAUCCGCGCCAGCGCGUCCAUCGAGCAGGGCGCCGCGUUCUUGUCCGCGCCGCCGCGCGUUUUCAGCUGGAGGGACUGCGCGCGCGCCUGCUGCUCGCUCCCGCACUGCACAGUCGCCAUCAUCCAGGAGGACCUCAAGCAGCCAGACGACAGUUUGCGCUGCUAUUUGUUCAACUGCACCUACAGGGGCAGGAACGUCUGCUCUUUCUCCUUCCAGCCGGGAUUCAGCACCUACAGCCGGCUGAAUGACAGCUCCGGGGCCCCGGGCACACCUGCCACCGACGGGCCGGCCGGGAGACACGCACCUGCGCUCGGCGAGGAGGAGGCCAUGAUGCAGGAUCUGGACGAGCCGCCCCGCAGUGACGCUGGUCAGGAUCUGGUGGUGCAGCUGCCGACGGACUGGGCAGUGCUGGACGGCAGAGACAGCACCGAUGAUCACCACAUCACACGCUAUGAGUGGGCUCUCGUCAGAGGAGACCCUUCUGUUAAAAUGAAGGUAACUCACCCGGGCCUGUUGAAGCUCAGUGGACUCAGAGAAGGAGUUUACACCUUCGAGAUCACGGUCAUCGACACGGCAGGCCAGAAGAGCUCAGACAACGUGUCUGUCAGCGUGCUCGCCCCGGCCCCAAACGCACAGGUUUGCACAGGUCACUGUUCUCGCUAUCAGUUCAUGUGUGAUGAUGGCUGCUGUAUAGACAUUGGUUACGCCUGCGAUGGAAAGCAGCACUGCCCUGACCGCUCAGAUGAGGACUUCUGCCAGAACUUUGAUAGUGGUCGUAAGUCCAGUUCCUCAAAACAUGGACCAGAUCUACAGACUGAAGCUGCAGUACAGACACCCACAGAGAAGCAGCACACGGAUAUCUCCAAACCUGAACCACGCCAACAUUACGGCUUCAGUAACCAAGAUCCCUGUACAGCGCCUCCAGUGGUCGGCCCGUGUAAAGGCGUUUUCCCUCGCUGGUAUUAUGACUCUGAAACGGGAAUCUGCCAGCACUUCCAGUAUGGCGGCUGCAAAGGAAACCACAACAACUUCCUGCAAAAGUCUGAUUGUGUGAAUGAGUGCAUCCAGAAACCAACAGUAGCAAAUCAUCAGACGACGACAACUCCGUUAUUCAGCUUCAAACCAUACACAACUCCUGUGGCCUCUGUCCUUCAGGAAAAACUGCCAAAUCCUCCCUUAGACUCGCAGAAUUCACUGGCACUAAGGAAAACACAGCGGAUACUGGAGGGACACCCGCCUCCUGAAUCAGGUGCGAUCCUGCCGCUGGCCUUCGGUCUGCUCAUCAGCGCUCUGCUCCUGCUGAUGGUGGGCUGCCGGCUCUUCCUCGUGCGCCGCAGACUGAAGAAAGCUCUGCCUCUGACCACGGAAGAGUCCGAUUACCUCAUCAACGGCAUGUACCUGUAGCAGCACAGACCAAAGCCAGCCUCCAGUCUGCUGUGUCUGCGUGUAGAGGCUGAAGAAGCUGUCAGGUUAACGGUACUGGAGGCAGACCCUCCUCCUGGGUUUGGAUGCACCAGCUGGACGCAAGUUACAUCUCAGCAUUGACCGUAUUCUGCACUCGUUUUUGCGAUGGACCCUUUUCACAAGGCGGUUAUGACGCGUCUAACACUCAUCAGCAUCUGAAAUCCUCUAAAAUAUUUAGAUUUUAAUAAAACAUCAGAACAUUUACAGGCAUUUAUGUGUGUAUUAUAUCAUCUGUGCAUCAAAAUACUAAAAAUGAAUGAGCGCUUGUGUGAGGGGCAUCUAAUGCAGCGUCUAUGGGAGCAGGACAGUAAAUCUGACAUUAUUUGCUUUCCUUUUUCUGAAAGUCUUGCUAACACCAUCCUGAAGUGUUUACUUUAUUAUUACUAUUAUUAUCAUUACACUGAGCUCAGAGAUCACCAAAUAUGCUGACUUCUGCUGCUGAGGAUAUGUGAAAAGGGUCCAUUGUUUUAAUACUUCUGAUUCAGCUAUGUAGUGUGGCAGAUUACUGAAUCUUUUAUCGUGGUACCUUGAUUAAAACAUCACACAUGUAGUUGGUGCACUAUUUCUGGCAUUUGUACAUUAUAUUGAUCAUCCUUGAACCCUUUUAUUGAGAGGGUUUGUGAUGGAUUUGUGCCUCUUUUCUUGUGGCACAAAGAUGAAGCUGUGUGAUGUGACCGUGUGUCCAAAAUCUGCCAAAAAAAAAAGUUUGUGUCUUGUUUCUGGUUCAAAUAUUGAUAAACUCUUACAUUAAGAAGCGUUUUUUAGACCAGCACAAAAUAUUGUCUCGUUUUCAGAAGUAAUAUGCCUAAAGUAAGUGUGUUUUUCCUUUAAAUAAGCAAAAAAUAAUCUGCUAAUGGGGAAAAAGGGGUCAAAUAAUGUUAUUUCAGAGCAAAAACAAGAUUAUUGUACAUGUUUUAAAGAAAAACUCGCUUAAUUUUCACUCAAUCUUUCUGAAAACAAGAGAUAUUUUUGCCUAUCCAGAAAAUGCUUCUUGAUUUAAGAGUUUUUGGAUAUUUAGACCAUAUAAACAACACUUUUGAUUGUCACUGGAGUGGGAAAUUUAGAUUGAGUUGUAUUUAUUUGAUGCACCACAAGCCUGAUUUUCCCCUCAUCUGUCUGACUUUAAAUGACAAAUACUGCAUCACUGAUUUCUGUGUUUAAUUUGGGAGAACAUCUGAAAAAUGUGCUCAGCCUUAAAGGGAUAGUUCUCCCAAAAUCUUCUAGUUCUGUCAUAUUUUACUUACUUUUACCUUUCACUUGUAUAAGAGUCUUUCCUACAUCGAAAAGAAGAUAUUGACCUCCAUUAUAGAGUCAAUCUAGGGCCAUAUAUACUUGCAAAAUAAAAGAAAGAUUUGCAAACAAAAAAUAAAGUGUUCAGCAAAAACAAAUAAAUAAAUGCACAUCUCCAAAAUUCGCAAAGGGAAAAUCAUUUUUAGAGAAAUAAAAAUUAAUUUUGCUAACAAAAAAAGUCAAAGCAGUGCAAAAAAAGUAGAAAAUUAGCAAUAAAAAAAAGGCUAUACUGUAUAUAUUUGCAAAACAUUAUAAUAGCACAGCAUUUACAAAACCCUUACAGUCAAUUGCAAUGCUCAUUUUGCUUUGCUUUUUAGUCAACCGUGAGUUUGCGAUGCUGUGUUCACUUUGCACUUCACAUUUUUGCGCGUUUCAUCUUUGUGGCCCUGAUUUGACAAGGGGGCGGGGUCAAGGGAACUUGGGCGUUUAUGGCAGGCUCGGACCUGCCUCCAUUUAAGCGACGUCAUCACCUGGAGACACAGUAUCACCGAGAUGAUCUUAUAGCUCAGUAGGUCCGGGCCUGCCGUAAAGGCCCAAGUUCCCUUGACUCCACCCUCUUAUUUUGAAAAUAUAUGUUUAUGUCAGCGCCAAUAGCCUAGUGGUACUGUACACUGACAUAUAGCACCAACGUGCUCAUGGCGACCCGAGUUCAAUUCCCAGCUCAAGGUCCUUUGCCAAUCUUUACCCUCUCUCUUCUCCCAAUGCUUUCCUGUCUUAAAUCUCUACUCUCCUAUCAUAAUAAAGGUGAAAAACCCCUAAAAAUAUAUAUGUUUGUUUGUUUUUAAUUGUAAAUAUUGUAGUUUUUUUGCGCGGAUUGAUUUUUAUUUGCAGUUCUUUUUUGUUUGCGAAUGUCAUUUUUAUUUCUCAAAACUUACUUUUCU
Messenger RNA from Danio aesculapii, 4018 nucleotides. It is a transcript of the gene lrp11, whose product is annotated as low density lipoprotein receptor-related protein 11. NCBI's taxonomy places the organism in Eukaryota, Metazoa, Chordata, Actinopteri, Cypriniformes, Danionidae. Gene Ontology annotation, molecular function: protein binding; serine-type endopeptidase inhibitor activity. Bases 153 to 1787 code for a protein of 544 amino acids. The record is from RefSeq and is a predicted model, not a curated record. The transcript is spliced from 9 exons.